AGAGGGACGACUCGUGAUUUGGCAGUAAAACUUAAACAGACAAAGCCAUCAAUAUUUGGCCUCCUGACAUGUUUCGGCGCCAUUCACGACGAGAAGAAGAAUGAAAUCAAUCUCGUCUUCCGAAUACCGGAAGACAUGUCCAAUCCGGAAACUCUACGUGCAAAGAUAAUGGCAGGAAACACAAGACAUUCCCUGUCAGAACGGUUCCGAUUAGCUGCUCAACUGGCACGAGCCGUCUGCUCCAUCCAUACCUUCGGAAUGGUUCAUAAGAGCAUUAGGCCCGAGAACAUCAUCGUGUUUCGGGAUCAAGAAUCAGCACUAGGGUCGGCAUUCCUUCUUGGCUUUGAAAGAGUUCGCCCAGAAGAAGGUCGAACACGGCUAACAGGAGAUGCCGAUUGGGAGAAGAAUCUUUACCGGCAUCCGCAGCGCCAAGGACCGAAACUCCAGGAUCCUUAUAUCAUGCAGCAUGAUAUUUACAGUCUCGGGGUCUGCUUGUUGGAGAUCGGGCUCUGGAGUUCUUUCGUGGAAUAUGUCAACCCAGCCUCUGGCCCAGCUAUGUCACACAGUUACAGGUUUGACGGUGCAGGGCGUAAUAAUACUGAGCGUUCAGAAGCUGUCAAGAUACAGCUGCUUGCGAUAGCCAGAGAUAGCCUGCCAGAGAAGAUGGGGACGAAGUAUUCCAGGGUUGUCAAAACAUGUCUCACUUGCUUGGACGCAGGAAAUGAAGACUUUAGUAAUGAUUCGGAAUUUCAAGAUGAAGAUGGUGUCUUUGUCGCUAUCAAAUACAUUGAGAAGGUA
This is a messenger RNA of Truncatella angustata, 798 nucleotides long. RefSeq lists its product as uncharacterized. NCBI's taxonomy places the organism in Eukaryota, Fungi, Ascomycota, Sordariomycetes, Amphisphaeriales, Sporocadaceae. Gene Ontology annotation, molecular function: protein kinase activity; ATP binding. The transcript has a single exon. Gene Ontology annotation, biological process: protein phosphorylation. The record is from RefSeq and is a predicted model, not a curated record. The annotation marks the transcript as partial.